CGGGAGCCCAGCAUUGACCUGCUGCAGGCCUUCGUGGAGCACUGGAAGGGCAUCACACAUUACUACAUCGAGAGCACAGAUGAAAAUACCCCAGUCAAGAAAACAGAUAUCCCCUGGCGGCUGAAGCAGAUGCUGGACAUCCUGGUGUAUGAGGAGCGGCAGCAGGCGACUGCAGGCGAGGCGGGGCCCUGCCUGGAGUACCUGCUGCAGCACAAGAUCCUAGAGACCCUGUGCACCCUGGGCCAGGCUGAGUACCCCCCAGGCAUGCGGCAGCAGGUGUUCCAGUUCUUCAGCAAAGUUCUGGCCCAGGUGCAACACCCCCUGCUGCAUUACCUCAGUGUCCACAGGCCUGUGCAGAAACUUCUCCGACUCGGGACAGUUCCUGGGUCACUGACAGAAAAGGAGGAGGUGCAAUUCACCACCGUCCUCUGCUCUAAGAUCCAGCAGGAUCCAGAGUUGCUCGCCUACAUCCUAGAAGGUAAAAAGAUAGGUAGGAAGAAGGCAUCCAGAGAACCCAUCACCCUGCCGAAAGAUGCAGCCAGCCACAGGGACAAGGACCACUCCCACAACAGCGUGCCUGCCAAGGGUCUCCAGCUGGAUGGGGAGCCCUGUGGGGCGCAGACCUUGAACAUCCUCCUGCCUGCCGGGACUGCAGAGCCAGAUGUUGGGACUGGGGAGAGCAACCUGGUCACCUCCUUGCUUGGGCUGUGCAGGAGCAAGAAGAGUCGAGUGGCCCUGAAGGCCCAGGAGAACCUGCUGCUUCUAGUAAGUGUGGCCUCCCAGGCAGCGGCUACUUACCUGGUACAGAGUAGCCCAUGUUGCCUCGCGAUCGCCGAGCAACUCUGCCAGCUCUACCGGUCCAUGCCUUCCUGCCUCGACCCUGCAGAUAUUGCCGCGCUGGAGGGCAUCAGCUGGAGGUUACCCAGUGCCCCAUCUGAUGAGGCUUCUUUCCCUGGCAAGGAGGCCCUGGCAGCCUUCUUGGGCUGGUUUGAUUACUGCGAUCACCUUACCACAGAGGCACAUGUGGUGGUUGCAGAUGCCUUGGCGAAGGCCGUGGCUGAGAAGUUAUUCGUGGAGACCCUACAGCCCCAGCUUCUCCACUUGUCCGAGCAGAGCAUCCUGACCUCCACUGCCCUCCUCACAGCUAUGCUGCGCCAGCUUCGCUCUCCUGCACUGCUGAGGGAGUCUGUGACCUUCCUCCUGGGCACAGACUGGCAGCCUGAAGCUCCCGAAGACAACCCUGGCACACUGUGCACGCACCUCAUCGGGCACUGUGACCACCUCUCUGAUGAGAUCAGCAUCGCCACACUGCGGCUGUUUGAGGAGCUGCUCCAGAAGCCCCACGAGUGGAUCAUCCGCAGCCUGAUCCUGCGCAACCUCGAGGGCCGCCCCUACGUGGCCCGCAGCUCACCCGAGCCUGAGAACUAUGAGGACACCCUAGAUCUGGAGGAGGACCCCUACUUCACAGAUGGCUUCCUUGAUACCAGCUUUCAGCCCCCUGCAAAGCCUCGCCCGGCUCCGGCCCCCAAUUCUGAUGGCAAAACGGCAGUGACCGAGAUCGUCAACAGUUUCCUGUGCCUCGUCCCUGAGGAAGCUAAGACCUCCACUUUCCUGGAGGAGACAGGCUAUGAUACCUACGUCCAUGAUGCUUAUGGCCUGUUCCAGGAGUGUCGCUCCCGUGUUGCCCCCUGGGGCUGGCCUCUCGCCCCCACACCCUUGGACCCCCAUGAGCCUGAACGGCCUUUCUUCGAGGGUCACUUCCUCCGAGUGCUGUUUGACCGCAUGUCCAGGAUUCUGGAUCAGCCAUACAGCCUGAACCUGCAGGUGACCUCCGUCCUGUCCCGGCUCGCCCUCUUCCCCCACCCCUAUAUCCAUGAGUACCUUCUGGAUCCCUACAUCAACCUGGCCCCUGGCUGUAGGAGCCUGUUCUCUGUGCUUGUCAGGGUGAUCGGGGACCUGAUGCAGAGAAUUCAGAGGGUACCCCAGUUCCCAGGCAAACUCCUUCUAGUGCGCAAGCAGCUGAUGGGCCAGGUCCCUGGGGAGCAGCUGGACCACCAGACCCUCCUUCAGGGCGUGGUAGUGCUGGAGGAAUUCUGCAAGGAGCUGGCUGCCAUUGCCUUCGUCAAGUUCCCCCCACAUGGUCCUCACCGGAACCUCUCCCCAGCCCCGGAAGGGCAAGUGUGAGCCAGGAGCAAGGCAGCGGGGGACUCCGAUCAGCACCUCUGCCCCAGAGCUGCCGCCGCCUGGCGCUUCUGCCUGCCUGGCACUGCCGCCACACUGUCCUCCUGGGGUGGGGCCUUCAGCUCCCCUGCUCACUCGAGGAGACCUGGUGUGUUGACAACACCA
Messenger RNA from Carlito syrichta (Philippine tarsier), 2346 nucleotides. RefSeq names its product family with sequence similarity 160 member B2 (gene FHIP2B). Lineage: Eukaryota; Metazoa; Chordata; Mammalia; Primates; Tarsiidae. The annotation marks the transcript as partial. The record is from RefSeq and is a predicted model, not a curated record. The transcript is spliced from 16 exons.